Molecule: messenger RNA, 1512 nt
Organism: Sparassis crispa
Lineage: Eukaryota; Fungi; Basidiomycota; Agaricomycetes; Polyporales; Sparassidaceae
Exons: 8
Coding region: 1-1512 (503 amino acids)
Source: RefSeq, a predicted model, not a curated record
AUGCAGUUUACCAUCACUGAAAGGGAUGAAUCAGGACGGAUAAAUGUAGCGUUCUCAACGACCAGUGCCUCUGGCAAACCUCCCGGGGAAUACCUGGGGGUCGUGGAAGCUGACAAAGGAAGAACGAAUUGGCGGCUGUUCUUGGCUAACGUCUUUCUGCCCGCAGGUUACCCAACUAGUGUCUCGCCAGAUUAUCUACAAUACCAAAUAUAUAAUGCAGUGCAAGCGUUCUGCAGCUCUCUAUCUGGGCUCAUCGCAUCUCGAGCGGUGCUAGAAGGACACGGUGUCGGCAAUGCGUCCGCCUCAGCCACCCAUGCGAUUUUUCUCACCGUAAUCCAAGAUGUCUUCGGUCGUCUAACAACCGUAAUAGCCGGUUACUACCUUGGGACGUCUCUUUUCCCGGAAGCGAAGACCUACCGGUUACUCGCGGACAUAUUUAAUGACGCUGCGAUUCUGCUGGACGCGCUGUCGCCGCACCUCACUUCCGUGAGCAUCUCACUGCGGUAUCCAUUCGUAUCCUACGGCUCGAGUUCGUACCUCCGCGUCGUAUCGCUAUGUCUCAGCGGUACAUUCCGUGCACUCUGCGGCGUUGUGGCCGGGGGGUCCAAGGCAGCGCUGACGGUGCACUUUGCGACUUCCGGGAAUAGGAUCGGAGACGUGGGUGACUUAAAUGCGAAAGAUGGGAGCAAAGAAACCGUCCUUGCGUUGCUUGGCAUGCUGGGUGGAACCGUGGUCAUGCACUAUGUUCACAGCUCCGGCCCCACAUAUUUAGUGUUCUUCAUGCUCUUGUUCUGCCACCUCGCCGCCAACUAUGUUGCCGUCAGAGCCGUCGUGAUGCGUUCGUUCAACAGACAGCGGGCGAAUAUUGUUUGGAUGGCAUAUCGCGCCAAGUUCGCAGAGGGAAAUAAGGCUAUUCUCACUCCCGAAGCGGUAGCAAGGCGUGAACGCAUAUUUGGGAAUCCUGCUACGUUGUACGACGCUUCUAGCCCACGACUGCGUCUAGGGUUCUGCAAAAUCGGCGCCCCCUUCGCAUCCAUAUUGUCCUCUCAUCACUCCAUCAGAUCGAAUUCUGGUGAUGCGCGAUUUCGUGGCUCCGACGGCGAUCUAUCUGUCUCACAGGUGCACGCCAUACUCGAGGUCUUCACGGACGAGAGAUACGUCCUAUGGUUCGAUCCAAACCCACAGCACACAUCGUUGCAUUUGCGCAUUUGCAUGAAGGAAGGACACACUGCAAUCGAUCACCUCAAAGGAUGGGCGCACGCGCUGGAGCUGGCACUGCACGUUGUCGGGUCCGUUCCGAACACGUUCGACGAGCGCAUCGGCGCCGUUCGGACUUCGCUUUGCAAGGUCAUGGACAUGUUCCCUUCCUUCCUUCAGUCCGCGCAGACCUCCGGAUGGCGCACGGAUGAGGGCGGGCUGCUCGCUGGGUCUGCGCGCGCUCUCUCGGUGAAAUAUGGGCAGGACCUCGAGGGAGAAGCGGUUGUGGGAAAGGAAGACAGGAAGAAUGUAUAG